Molecule: messenger RNA, 3537 nt
Organism: Alternaria burnsii
Lineage: Eukaryota; Fungi; Ascomycota; Dothideomycetes; Pleosporales; Pleosporaceae
Exons: 3
Coding region: 1-3537 (1178 amino acids)
Source: RefSeq, a predicted model, not a curated record
AUGGCUAGCCGCCCUCAACUCCCUACCAUCUCGACAAGCACUUCCCAGGACAAUGUCAAUGGCGUCUGUAUGCAGACAGACAGUCCGCAUGCUCGAACACCAAUCAUGUAUUCGCCUGCUCUCAACGACCCAGUGGGCUCGCGCAUCGGCAAAAGGCCCUUAGAUUCUCAGUCUCACGGCGAGAGUCCAGAUAAAAGGAGUCGCCCGCCCGAUUGGCGGUCGGUGUUGCAAGAAAGGUAUGCCAAAACCACAGGCUUCAGAAUACCGAGCCCUCCACCAUCAAGGAAAAGCUCUUAUGCUGGACUUGCAAAUGUACCUACCGGUCCGAGGCUAGCUUCUGACCUGUAUAGGCCGGAAGGCCCUCAAGGGCGUCAGAGUACUCAGGUUCAGUCUCCGAGCAGCAUAGGGAGUGGGGCAUCGACACCUACUCAUCAUGCCCCUACUGCUCCUUAUAUGCUACCAGCGACAGAAUUGAGCACUCUGCGACGACCUGCAGAGGUAAAAAGUCCUGUCAUGGAUAGCACUCCAGUCACUAUGCAGUCCUUACGAAAACUGAAAGAGAGAAGAAAAGCGAUUGCACAUCAAAUAACCGCCGGCGUCAGCAAGACCCUUGAGGCUAAGCUCGCCACCCAAGCAAUGGACAUUGCGUACCUUAAGAAGGAACGUGACCAAAUCAUUAGUAACCGUGAGAAGGAGCUCAACGAACUCAAGAAGCAGAUGGAGGAGAAACAUGAUCAGACGAAACGCAGACUGGACGAUGUAGAGGCCGUGUCUGCCCGCGUUCCUAGCCUGAUGGACAGGACAGAGACUCUCAAGCUUGUAAACGCAGCUGCCAAGCCUAUAACAGAACGCUUAGAAGUACUAGAAGAGUCAGCUACCGGGCUCCCUAAUCUGAAAAAGGGGCUGCAAGACCUCGCAGCUGUGCCAGAAAAAUUAGCUGCACUGGAGUCGCGACAAGCUGCAAAGCCUGAACCGGACCACUUCAAUGUAUUUGUCAAAUCAGAGCUUACAUCUAUAAGAGGCAGGCUUGACAGCACACUCGCAAAGACUCAUGCGUUAGAGAACGACGUCACCACGUUAAAGAAUGCGAAGGAACUGCGAGAGAUCGACAUCACCACGUUGAAGAAUGCGAAGAAACUACAGGAGAACGACAUUGGCGCACUGAAGACAUGGAAGGACGCGCAACCUAAAGUGGUAUCUGAGGUAACAAUUAAUAACCUCAUCGCAGCCCAAGUUGAAGAAAAAGCUUCUGUCAUCUUAAAAAUCUUGAGCGAAAAAACAGACGAGGCCAAUCACAGGCUUGCUGAGCGUUUCAAUAACACUGAAGCCGAAAUUCGCCGUCAUCAGCUUGAAUUACAAGAGUUCAAGAGUUCUAAGGAGAGUUACAAGCAGGAACUUGCUAACCAGCUUUCGGUAUUGCACGAAAGAAUACAGACCGUCGAGGGAAACGAUGCAAAGACAUACGCCAAAGCCGAUAAGCUACAGAGACAACUGCAGAAGUUGGAAGAUGACUUGCAGAAACUGGAAGAUGACGUGAAUGACCUUUCUCCAAGUGGAAGUGGCAUGGACAAGAUACACGACAAGCUGGAGGAAAUGCGACGCACAGACGACAAAUUACUUAACAAGGUGCAGGAAAUUCGCGAAGAGAUGAAGAGCAUGAACAGAGACCUUUCAUCGUUCGAGAAGGACUUCUCUAAUUACCAAGACGACAUUAUUAAGUACAUUGGACGAAUUAAAAGCGACUACAAGGAUACCGGAAAAUCCUUAUCAGAAAGGGUUGCCGCCCUGCGAACAACGCUUACCGAAGCUGAUUUGUCUAGACUCCCUGUUCGCCUUAAUGAGCUGGAGAAGUCUGCACGUAAUGUAGACAGGCUGACUGUCCGUGUCGAUGAGCUGGACAAGCUGCCUCCUCGUAUUGAUGAGCUAGAGAGGGCUCCUAAGGGUCCCAACUCUAAGAAAGUCGGGACGCCUGUUUUCCCUUCGUCUACUGUUGCAAAAAUCCCAGAGACGAGUGACUUAGACUCGAAAGUCGACUCGCUGGACAAGUCGUUGCAACGACUUCGCAAAACCGUGGAAGGCAAAAAUAGCCUAACUUCCCGGAUGGAUCACCAAGAGGAGCGGAUUGAUAGGAUAGAGGCAUCUUCUGCUAGUGCUAGGCCGCUCGAGACGGUGGAACAGACGGUUCAGACUGAAGACAGGGCUUUAGACAAGACGCUGGUAACUGAGGAAAAGGCUGCAAAGAAUCUGGAGGAGCUCGAAACCCGCCUCAUGGAAGAGAUCCGAGCAUUACGCAACGACACUGCUGCAGCCCCGUCAUCGCAAUUCGAUAUGAGUGCUCUCAGCGUUACCCAGCAAGGCAUUGAGGCACUUCACGAGAAAUUCGAAGAUCACGAUGCGAUUAUCUCGAGUAUACAAGAGAUGGUUCCUAAUCUCUUUAGCGAACACUUCGCACCACUUAAGGCAAGUGUUGAACAACAAGCGCAAAUCACUAGCAAUACGUUAGAGCAGCACAGCCACGACCUCUCUAAUCUAAGUCGACAAGUUGCGAACUUGCCAACACAACGGACUACUGCGGAACAGCAGCAACAAGAUCAGCUUGAUGCGAUGAUAGCGGAAGCAGUUUCGCUUAGGACAGCUUUUGCAGCUCUGCAAACAUCGUUGUCAAGAAAGGCCGAUGCUGAAAGAAUGCAUCAACAACUACGAGGAAUCACUUUCGCGCUGAACAACUUACAAAGCCGAUACGAGAACAUAAGUACCGACGACAUCUUCAAGCACAUGGUCGAGUGGUUCACAAGGCAGUAUCCGAAUGUAACACAAAUCAUGAAGGAGAUCCAAGAACUCAGGGCUACAAUGAUAGCGGACCAUCACGGAAGCUUUAUCGCUCGCUUGAGUCGUGACGCAGAAAACUUGCACGAUCUUCUACGUAUUGCUCCGCAAUUGCGAGGACUUGUGGACAUUAAGCAGGCGGUCACCUCUGAAGGGCAGACUGUUACUGCCAGUACUACAGAGAUCCAGCUCCGACUUAUAGAAGAAGCUAAUACGCUUAAAAAUCUACAAAAUCAACUGAAAGAAGACAAGAUUGAACGCACGACAGAGUUAGAACUACUGCGCUUUCAAGUAAGCGACGGGCGUCGUUCGCGCGCAGAUGCGGAGGCUGAUAUAAGGAAAGACAUCAGCAAUAUCGUUGCUACAGCAAGGCAGAUCAAGAGCGAUUAUGAAGCGGCUGUGCCUAAGAUCCGGGAUCAACUCAGUGACGUCCAGAAGGCGGAUGCUGAAUUGCGAAAAGAGUUCGAUGCCACAGUCAAAGCAUACAUCGAGCCAAACCGCGACUUGUUCGGCAUGAUGGAACAAGUGAUCACGGUGGUUGCGCAAGUUCAACAAAUCCUUGAAAGCGUAAACCAAAACCUUCCGAAAGGGCCGUUGAAGCUAGAUUGGGUCUGCUACCUUCCAAAGCACGGUCAGCUUGAAAACAACGGCGAGCUUGAGUACAACGGCGAGCCCAGCAAUUCGAAGGGCAAAGGCAAGAGCAAGCAGUAA